Hypanus sabinus (Atlantic stingray) is the source of this 1054-nucleotide messenger RNA. Its product is annotated as C-type lectin domain family 9 member A-like. The transcript is spliced from 9 exons. Bases 6 to 872 code for a protein of 288 amino acids. The record is from RefSeq and is a predicted model, not a curated record. NCBI's taxonomy places the organism in Eukaryota, Metazoa, Chordata, Chondrichthyes, Myliobatiformes, Dasyatidae.
CUUACAUGAAUAAGAAACCCACAAAUACCCGGGCUCCUUCACGAGACCAGCUGACAUCCACAUACACUGAACUGAAUAUUCGGGAAGUCGAAACCCUCAUCAAUAUACAAACAGAUGGUCUGGACCCCACCUAUUCUCAGCUGAACAUUCGCCAAAAUGAACUUGUCGUCGCUAAGGAUGAAGAUCCUCCUGUUGCGUCGGGACUAGGAGAAAUGCCAGUGACUGCUCAGGCAGGUCCGCAUAAACAGGAGCCGGACGAGCAGAUCGGAAUUACAUCGUGCCAUAAGAUCUGUCUACUCUCUCUCGUUACGAUCGUCCUCUUCGCGGUAGUGGUGGGGCUCUCGAUCCAUGUGUCACAGAUUCGUCAAUCUCUUAAACGAAUGAACAGCGAUCUCCGUCACCACUUCACUGAGAUGGAAACGAAGUACAGAUCUGUCAACAAGACCAAGGCUCAAAUCUGUGAAUUUUUGACCAGCAGAAGAGAGCAAUCGUCUUCCAAGAACUGGGUCACAAAUAAAGACAGGAGUUAUUACGUAUCCAAGUUUGAUACAUCUUUCCAAAAAGCGAUUCAAGAAUGUUCAAAACGUCAAUCAAGGCUGCUGGAAAUAAAUUCAAAUGAUGAAGCGCGCUUUGUAUUCCACAAUCUUCUGGACAACAACCUUGCUUACUGGAUUGAAAUGUGCGAAAACGGGAAUGUGGGCCGGCGUCUCCUGUACAAGGGGUCCUCGGGAACGCCCGUCUGCAGUCCGUGCGGAACGAGUUACCCUUGUGGUCAUAAUCGGCGUUUCAUCUGCGAGAUGUCGGCACCUUUGUUCCCGGAUAUUCCUGAAAAGAUCCAGGGUCUCUGUCAACAGCCAGUGGAGUCGACAUGAAUCAACAGGGCGGACUCACCGACGGCAACGUGACCUCCCGACUCCUGUACUCAGUGUGACUGGUGAAGACCAGCGUGUCAAGUGUCCUGUCCACCCUAUCGGAUGUUUUCCACCGGAAUCGCUAUUUCAAUUAUUAUCUGAAGCUUAUAACACCUGAAAUUUGUACUUUUGAAGUUACAGUA